This is a messenger RNA of Exophiala mesophila, 2681 nucleotides long. RefSeq lists its product as uncharacterized. Gene Ontology annotation, molecular function: zinc ion binding; DNA-binding transcription factor activity, RNA polymerase II-specific. Lineage: Eukaryota; Fungi; Ascomycota; Eurotiomycetes; Chaetothyriales; Herpotrichiellaceae. Gene Ontology annotation, biological process: regulation of DNA-templated transcription. The record is from RefSeq and is a predicted model, not a curated record. The transcript has 3 exons. Bases 460 to 2637 code for a protein of 725 amino acids.
ACGGAGAGCUGCCACACUUCUUCCUCACGGAUCUUAGAAUAGAGGUCCACGGGAAACGGCGGAGCAUUGCUCCAAAUCACUCGCCUCUCAACUCUAUCCCCAGAACAUGCCGGACAACAAAUCCAUGGUUUCGGGUCAUGCUCUAUCGAUAUUGUCCAAUCAAUCUCUUUGUUGAGACUCCGAAGCUACAAAAUUCUACAUUAUUGUGGCUUCACGUGCCUGUUCACGUGCCCGACCGACACCGGCCGAGGGGCCCCGCGGAUUUUCCGCACUUCGGUAUCGGAGGCCCAAAGUUACCCAGUUGAGCGAAAUACCUCCUCCAUUACCAUGACCAUGGUACACUUCUUCCUCGAAUAACAUCGUAUCGACCUUGAUACCGCUUUCCGGUGGCCUUUUCAUGCUCACCCAACAUAGGUGACGCGUUGUCUCCAAAUCACCGCAAUCAAGUCUGGCGACGUCAUGCCUAACACCAGCGCUAAAGCCGGUAAACAUGGAUUUCCGAGGGGAAAACAAGGACGUCCAGUCUCAUGCUACCUAUGCCGCUUGCGCAAACUCAGAUGCAGUCGUGAACAUCCUUGUUCCAACUGCAACACUCGUGGUAUCAAAUGCUCGCUGUAUGGGGGUGACGAUGAUGACUCCUUCCCACCCUCAGGAUCCUCUGCACCAUCCCAUGCAUCCCCCGUCGUCGAAGCCAGAAAUACAGAUGCUUCACUGUUCUCAGACAUCCUAGAGCGCCUGGAAAGGUUAGAAAACGUGUUAUCUACCCAGACGGCCCUCUUGCAGAACUCCGAUCCGAGCCACUCACCUAGACACAGCCGCGAAUGGCAAACAAACACGUCCCCUGUCCCUACCAGCCUUAUACAGCUGCCGCGACAACCCACACAACAUCAUCUUGCGGGAGACGUGAAAAGGUUGGAGCAAGUCUCCACAAGUCACCCCUCCAAAAGUUUCACCUCAUUGGGGAGCAUUGUUUUUCGUGUCAGGCCGCCGCCACCUAGUACUGGACCAAAGACAUCAGAACAUACAUUCCACAGCAGCGGUGGUCAGAACAGCGACCAGCUUGUGUUUGGCAUCUGGCUACCGUGCCGAAGCGAAGCAGAAAGUCUUGUGGAGCAGUAUCUCAACAAUGUCAGCUACAUUCACCAUAUCGUCCACCCUCCCAGGGUCCGUAAUGAGGUGGCAAAGCUCUACACUGAUCUAGAGAGCCAAUGUCAACCCGAGCUCGGAAGCGCAAUCCUUUUUCUGAGCUUGCUCGCUAGUGUCACUUACCUCCUAGACACGGAAGAUUCUGAUACUGAACUCUCCCCAACAGUAACCGAAGCCAGUGAGGAAACUUUGUCCUGGAUUCGGAUCACUUUGACUGUAUUGAAUCAGUUACAGAGUAGCAGUCUUUGCUCUCUUCAGAGUCUGCAGGCUAUCAUCAUUACAUCCUUCCUUGUAGGUAACAUUGAAGGAAUUGCUCAGCGCUUCAGAACCUUGAUAGCCACAGCUUUAGCGACGGCCCGCGAACUUGGCCUACACCGAAUUGACCAUGGAGAAGGUACUGAGACUACCGAGCCUCCAGCUCAAGACAUGGUCGACGUAGAGGUUGGCCGUCGCGUGUGGUGGCAUCUCACAGCGACUGACUGGCUCCUGACUCGAUAUUCCGGACCAGCCGCAGGCGUUUAUACUGUCCACCCCAACCACAUGAAUGUCAAGAAACCACAAAAUAUCGACGACGAUGACCUGCACGUUGAUGGCUUGGCCAGGAAUAAAGCUGUCUCGGUACCCACAGCCAUGUCUUACUUUCUUCAACGAAUUCGGCUGGCUGAAAUUUGUCGCAAGGCUGUGGACCACGCCUCGCUCUGGUCAGCGAAUCUCCGUGGCGCAAACUACAGCAACAUUGUCUUCAUCGACACAGAGCUUACCGUCUUCAGCAACGCUCUGCCAUGGUUCUUCGCCCUCGACAAUGAGGGGUCGGACAGAUUUUUUCAAUUAACAUCUCAGCAAGAGUCAACCAUCAAAGUGCAGCGCUAUCUCAUCAAUACCACUCUCCACACUCAACGAUGCGUCCUGCAUCUCCCGUACUUUGCACGCUGUCGGGAAACAUGCGCAUACGCGUACUCCCGUGACGUCUGCCUAGAUGCCGCCAGGUCAAUCGUGCAGGCCGAGCUGCUCAUCGAAAGAGAUAUGCUCCCUUUCACCAAGGUGCGCCUCAAGUUAUCCGCAUCGUUGUAUGGGUUGUUUGUUGCAAAUAUCAUAUUCUUCCUCGAGGCCUCCUUUCACAAGGUGUCCGAAUGGCCAAAUGGUCUGCGCUCGACAACAAAGGAAGCCUUCCGUCUUCUGAUGGAGGCAAAAAGAAGCUCCUCAAUGGCAGCCAAACUCUGCGAAACCUUGUGCCAUAUUUCGGAGAAGAACAAAGUCUCAUUACCUAUUCUUCAUGCUCAAAAUUCGCCAUGUGACUACACGUCGACCCUGGCAACUGGCGCUUUGGAAGAUAUGAAUACUUCUCAUGGCGUUGCUGAAGGCCGAGAACAGAAUCAAUUCUCAAUGAACGACUGGGCCGACAGUUACUCGUCGUGCGAAGGUCAAGACCUGUUUGAUCCGUUGGCUUGGGCGCAAUCUAUCGGCGCAUUUGAAGAAUACCAGUAUUUGUGACCGUGAAUGCCUUAGUGAAAGCCAAAGCGACCGGCAUGUACUAG